CGCUGCAAAAUCCUAUAGAGCCUGAGCCUGAGCCUGAGCCUGAGACUACUACUUCAAAGGAGACCCUUUUGAGGGAGUCACCAAAGGCCACCCAGCGGCUAAAAACUAUGGGAGCAGAAACCUUGGUUAAUAACGGGGAGGCCAAGGCUCCCCUUAUCCUGGGACUACAGCCAGCUGCCCUCAUUGAUCAUGUGGCUCGUGUCGAUUGGUCCUUGCUCCAUCAAAUUCCUGGUGAACGUGGUGGCUCCAUUCCGGUGGAAUUCAAGGAGCUUGAGCAUAUAUUAAGCGAGUUGAAAAAGCAUAUCCUUACUUCAGUUGAUGAUCCAUCUCCUAUGAAGACUAUGGCUGGGGGAAGUGUUGCAAAUACUAUUCGUGGACUUAGCUCUGGCUUUGGUGUUAACAGUGGAAUGAUCGGGGCCCAUGGGGAUGAUGAGCAAGGCCAAUUGUUUGUAAGUAACAUGAACUUUACUGGAGUUAAUAUUUCGAGACUGCGAAAGAAGACGGGACCAACAGCUCAGUGUGUUUGCCUAGUUGAUGCAUACGGCAAUAGAACAAUGCGCCCUUGCCUGUCGACCGCUGUAAAAGUUCAGGGGGAUGAAUUGACCAAGGAUGACUUUAGUGGUUCUAAGUGGUUAGUAAUGAGAUAUGGAAUAUUCAAUUUGGAAGUUACUCAAGCAGCUAUAAGAUUUGCCAAACAAGAGGGUCUGUCUGUCUCCAUCGAUUUGGCCAGUUUUGAGAUGGUUCGGAAUUUUAGAGAACCUCUUCUAAAGUUACUGGAGUCGGGAGAUAUCGACCUCUGCUUUGCCAACGAGGAUGAAGCAACAGAACUACUAAGGGGUGAAGCAAAUGCUAGCCCUGAAGCUGCACUGGAAUACCUGUCCAAAUAUUGCCGAUGGGCUGUGGUUACAUUAGGGGCCAACGGAUGCAUCGCAAAACACGCACAAGAGGUUGUCCGAGUUCCGGCUAUAGGGGAGACAAAAGCGGUUGAUGCCACAGGAGCUGGGGACCUUUUCGCUGGUGGUUUCUUAUAUGGAUUGGUCAAGGGAUUAUCACUUGAGGAAUGUUGCAAAGUGGGCUCAUGUAGUGGUGGUGCAGUGAUUCGUUCACUUGGGGGUGAGGUAACACCUGAGAAUUGGCAAUGGAUGUAUAAGCAGAUGCAGAUAAAGGGCCUACCACUUCCUGAUAUUUCGGAAUUGAUGUCUCCACGAUCAAACAAGCAUUGAUUUUCACUUCUAUUGCUGCUAUUUAAUAAUUUUUUUUCCUGAAGAAAAUGGCAAACCUAAUCAGUGUUGAAUCAUCACUGAAUUAUUCUGUAGAAACUCCUUUGCAAGGACUUACAUUAAGCGUUUAUUAUCAGAUGCAAAGGCCUUAUGUUACAUCA
Molecule: messenger RNA, 1381 nt
Organism: Gossypium raimondii (Peruvian cotton)
Lineage: Eukaryota; Viridiplantae; Streptophyta; Magnoliopsida; Malvales; Malvaceae
Exons: 8
Coding region: 108-1223 (371 amino acids)
Source: RefSeq, a predicted model, not a curated record